AUGGAGCUCUCCAAGUACCUCGCCUUCCUCGCAGUGGUUCUGCCCAUUGCCUACGGUGCUCCCACCGAGACCGCCACCAGCCUCCACCCCCAGAUCCUGGCCGCCAUGAAGCGCGACUUCGGUCUGGAGGCCAGGGAGGCCACUGCUCGUGUUGCCUUCGAGCAGCGGUCCGUUGAUGUCAUCGAGCAACUGCGUGGCUCGGCUGGUUACGCCGGCGCUUGGAUCUCCGAGGACGGCACCACGCUCAGCGUCGGUGUCACCGACGAGGCCUUGGCCGCCGAGGUGACCGCCGCCGGCGCCACACCCGUGGUCGUUGCCAACGCCCUCAACAAGCUUGAGGAGGCCAAGGCGGCGCUCGACAACAUUGACAUCGAGCAAUCCGCUGCUCGCGACGAGAGCUCUGCUUCCUCCGGCAUCGCUUCCUACUACGUCGAUGUCGCCGCCAACAAGCUCAUCCUCGAGGCUCUGGAGGGCAGCACUGCCCACGCCGAGGCUCUGGCCACUCAGGUCGGUCUCACCGCGUCCGAGUUCGAGGUCGUUACCGUUGCGGACAUGCCCUCCACCUUCGCCACUGUUCGCGGCGGCGAUGCCUACCUCAUCAACCGCUCUGCCCGUUGCUCCAUCGGCUUCUCAGUCACCACUGGCUUCGUCUCCGCCGGCCACUGCGGUACCGUCGGUAGCACUGCCACCACCACCGGCGGCGCGGCUCUCGGAACCUUCUCCGGAUCCGUCUUCCCCGGCAGCGCCGACAUGUCCUACAUCCGCACCGUCAGCGGCACCACCCUCACCGGAACCAUCUACGGCUACAGCCGUGGCACCCUCCCCGUCUCCGGCAGCACCGCCGCCGCCGUCGGAGCCUCCAUCUGCCGCUCCGGCUCCACCACCGGUGUCUACUGCGGCACCGUUGGCGUCCUCGGCGCCACCGUCAACUACGCUGAGGGACGUGUCACCGGUCUUACCCGCACUAGUGUCUGCGCCGAGCCCGGUGACUCUGGUGGUUCUUUCUACUCUGGCGCCCAGGCCCAGGGUGUCACCUCUGGAGGCUCCGGCGACUGCUCUUCCGGCGGCACCACCUACUUCCAGCCGGUCAACGAGAUUCUGUCCACCUACGGCCUCACCCUGGUCAGGUCUUAA
Molecule: messenger RNA, 1134 nt
Organism: Colletotrichum karsti
Lineage: Eukaryota; Fungi; Ascomycota; Sordariomycetes; Glomerellales; Glomerellaceae
Product: trypsin
Exons: 1
Coding region: 1-1134 (377 amino acids)
Biological process (GO): proteolysis
Cellular component (GO): extracellular region
Molecular function (GO): serine-type endopeptidase activity
Source: RefSeq, a predicted model, not a curated record